UCGCUAGUUUGUCUGCCCUACUCGCCCAUUCGACCUUACGAGAAGGAACGGCGCCGGAAGCUGUCGAACAACUCUUCGCCGAAUCUCGGAAUUUAGCCGUCCGUUUCAUCUCAGAUUGAACCGCGUCGCCGGUUUCAUCAAUCCAGCCGGAAAAAUGAGGAUUAUGAUAAAGGGCGGAGUAUGGAAGAACACGGAGGACGAGAUCUUGAAAGCGGCGGUUAUGAAGUAUGGGAAGAAUCAGUGGGCCAGAAUCUCGUCGCUGCUGGUUCGGAAAUCUGCGAAGCAAUGCAAGGCGCGGUGGUACGAGUGGCUCGAUCCCUCUAUUAAGAAGACUGAGUGGACUCGAGAAGAAGAUGAGAAGCUGCUGCACCUUGCGAAACUUAUGCCGACACAGUGGAGAACGAUUGCCCCAAUUGUGGGGCGUACACCAUCUCAGUGCUUGGAGAGGUACGAGAAGCUCCUAGAUGCAGCAUGUGCUAAGGAUGAGAAUUACGAACCUGGAGAAGACCCGCGGAAAUUGCGUCCUGGAGAGAUUGAUCCCAACCCUGAAUCGAAGCCGGCACGGCCUGAUCCUGUGGAUAUGGAUGAAGAUGAGAAAGAGAUGCUUUCUGAGGCACGGGCACGUUUAGCGAACACUAGGGGAAAGAAAGCAAAAAGAAAAGCAAGGGAGAAGCAGCUUGAAGAGGCUCGAAGGCUUGCUUCACUGCAGAAACGGAGAGAGUUAAAAGCUGCUGGAAUUGACGUUCGUCAUAGGAAGAGAAAGAGAAGAGGAAUUGAUUAUAAUACUGAAAUCCCCUUUGAAAAGCGGCCUCCUCCAGGUUUUUACGAUGUUACUGAUGAAGACAGACCUACUGAACUUGUCAAGUUUCCGACCACAAUCGAAGAACUUGAAGGUGAAAGGAGAGUGGAUAGAGAAGCACGGCUAAGGAAGCAGGACGUUGCAAGAAAUAAAAUAGCACAGCGGCAGGAUGCUCCAGCAGCGAUUAUGCAAGCUAACAAGCUUAAUGAUCCUGAAACUGUUCGAAAAAGGUCUAAACUAAAUCUUCCAGCUCCGCAGAUUCCAGACCAUGAAUUGGAGGCUAUUGCUAAGAUGGGCAUUGCUAGUGAUCUGGUCGGAAAUGACGAGCUAACAGAAGGGAAUGCUGCCACACGUGCUCUGCUUGCUAGCUAUGCUCAGACUCCGAGACAGGGCAUGACUCCAAUGAGGACCCCUCAGAGAACACCUGCAGGCAAGCAGGAUGCCAUUAUGAUGGAAGCCGAGAACCAACGGAGGUUGACUCAAUCGCAGACUCCUUUGCUUGGUGGAGACAAUCCAAUGUUGCACCCUUCCGAUUUUUCUGGAGUUACGCCUAAGAAAAAAGAUAUUGCGACGCCGAAUCCUCUCUUGACUCCUUCAGCAACUCCCGGAGGCCAAGGGCUUACUCCUAGAAUUGGCAUGACACCUUCACGAGAUUCAUUUUCUAUGAGCAUGACUCCGAAGGGAACUCCAAUGAGAGAUGAGCUGCGAAUCAAUGAAGACAUGGAUGUGUACGACGGCGACAAAUCAAGGCAAUAUGAUUCAAAGAAAGAACUCCUUUCUGGAUUGAAAAAUCUUCCACAACCCAAGAAUGAAUAUCAAAUAGUUAUCCAACCCUUCGCUGAAGACGAAGAAGAACCAGAAGAAAAAAUUGAGGAAGAUAUGUCGGAUAGAAUUUCUAGAGAGAAGGCAGAGGAAGAAGCCCGGCUACAAGCACUACUUAAGAAAAGAUCAAAAGUUUUGCAGAGGGAGUUACCAAGACCGCCUCCUGCGUCGUUGGAUCUUAUUAGAAACUCUUUGAUAAGAGCUGAUGAAGACAAGAGCUCCUUCGUCCCGCCAACAUUGCUUGAACACUCUGAUGAAUUAAUAAGAAAGGAGCUUCUAUCUUUGCUAGAGCAUGAUAAUGCAAAAUAUCCGUUAGACGAGAAAGCUACCAAGGAGAAGAAGAAAGGUAGCAAGCAUGCAAAAUCUGCCCCUGUGCCUUUGAUUGAUGAUUUUGAAGAAAAUGAACUGAAAGAGGCUGAUGAAUUAAUUAAGAGUGAAGUUGAUGUUCUCCGCGUCGCAAUGGGCCAUGAGAAUGAAUCUCCUGAUGACUACGUCGAAGCACACAAGACAUGCUUGAGUGACAUGAUGUACUUCCCGACCCGAGAUGGCUAUGGUCUCUCCAGUGUUGCCAGCAAUAUUGAAAAGCUUGCUGCUUUGCAGAAUGAAUUCGACAAUGUGAAGAACAAGAUGGACGACGAAACCAAAAAGGCACAAAAGUUAGAGCAGAAAAUAAAAGUUCUUACAAAAGGCUACCAAAUGCGUGGUGGGAAAAUCUGGACACAAAUCGAGGCAGCCUUCAAGCAAAUGGACACUGCUGGGACCGAACUCGAGUGCUUCCAAACUUUACACAAGCAAGAGCAACUCGCAUCGACGCACAGGAUCGGCAACCUUUGGGAAGAGGUUCAGAAACAGAAGGACUUAGAGCGCACUUUACAGAAGCGCUACGGCGACCUAAUGUCUGAACUCGAAAGGGUCCAGAAUUUGGUGGGCGCGUACAGAUUGCAAUCCGAAAAGGAAGCAGAAAAUGCUGCAAAGAACACUGCCCCCCCAGUCGACGACGACGAGGCUAAUGCUACUGCAGAAAAUGGUUCGGAGAACAAUGGCGCCCCAGUCGACGCCGAGGCUAAUGCCACUGAAGAUCAGCCUGUUGCUCCUAAUGUCGUAACUCCCCAAACUGACGUCAUCGAUAUGGGUGAGGCUAGCGCGGCUGACGGGCAAUUUUCCGAAGCUAAUGCUGCUGCAGAUCAGUCGGUUGCUCCUAAUGCCGUAACUCCCAAAAAUGAAGUCGUCGAUAUGGGUGAGGCUAGUGCGGCUGACGGGCAAUUUUCCGAGGCUAAUGCUGCUGCAGAUCUGUCUAUUGCUCCUAAUGUCGUGACUCCCAAAAAUGAAGUCGUCGAUAUGGGUGCGGCUAGUGCGGCUGACGGGCAAUUUUCCGAGGCUAAUGCUGCUGCAGAUCUGUCUAUUGUUCCUAAUGUCAUAUCUCCCAAAAAUGAAGUUGUCAAUAUGGGUGAGGCUAGUGCGGCUGACUGGCAAUCUUCCGAGGUUAAUGCUGCUGCAAAUAAGUCUGUUGCUCAUAAUGACGUAACUCCAAAAAAUGAAGUCGUUGGCGGUCAAUCUGCUGCGCCAAAUAUGAUUACUCCGAAGAGUGAAGUGGCUGCCGACAAUGGCGCGGGUGGUUUGGAUCAGUCCGAGGCGAAACCUAUGGAAGUUGAUGGUAUCAAUGAAACGACAAUCCAACAGCCCGAUGCUCGGCCAAGUUCGGGACAUGAAUUGACUCUUGAAUCAGGCAAUGCUAUGGAUGAGUAGGGCUCACAAGACAAGAUUGUUUCGAGGCUUUCCAUUCCGUGGCGCGCUAAAAGUCUUAAAAUCGAGUAAAUUCAGGAAUUCCGAUGUCUUUCAAGGUACGAAGAGAAGUUUAUUUCGAAACAUAGACUAUAUAUAUUGUGUUGUGCUUCUUUUCACUUGGUUACAUGAUUGUAUUUACCUAAAGAGGAGUUGCCUUGAACUAUCAUGUAGUUGUGUUGGAAGUUGCUCCGAACUUUCGAAUUUUUAACUCGAAACUUUUUGCAUUACCA
Messenger RNA from Andrographis paniculata, 3636 nucleotides. Its product is annotated as cell division cycle 5-like protein. Bases 155 to 3367 code for a protein of 1070 amino acids. The transcript is spliced from 4 exons. Gene Ontology annotation, biological process: mRNA splicing, via spliceosome. NCBI's taxonomy places the organism in Eukaryota, Viridiplantae, Streptophyta, Magnoliopsida, Lamiales, Acanthaceae. Gene Ontology annotation, cellular component: Prp19 complex; spliceosomal complex. The record is from RefSeq and is a predicted model, not a curated record.